Molecule: messenger RNA, 816 nt
Organism: Drosophila obscura
Lineage: Eukaryota; Metazoa; Arthropoda; Insecta; Diptera; Drosophilidae
Product: vesicle-associated membrane protein-associated protein B/C
Exons: 1
Coding region: 1-765 (254 amino acids)
Biological process (GO): endoplasmic reticulum membrane organization
Cellular component (GO): endoplasmic reticulum membrane; plasma membrane
Molecular function (GO): FFAT motif binding
Source: RefSeq, a predicted model, not a curated record
AUGGCAAAGAAUAUUGAGGAUAUAAUCAGCUACGAGCCAGCUGAUGCUCUAAUUUUCGAGGGGCCAUUCGACAAGCCCAUUAAGCGCAAUCUGGUUCUUCGCAAUCUCGUGGGUAAAGAUAUGGCGUACAAGAUGAAGACAACCUCGCCGCGCCUGUUCUUCGUCCGUCCGAAUAUUGGGAUACUUAUGGCUAAUUCGUCGAUCAACAUCGAAAUUUUCAUGCAGCCGGCAUGCAGCCGACGGUCACCUUCUGAUAAACGUCACAAGUUUCUAAUUGUGGCUGCCGAAGCUACUGACGAUAUUGGAGACUUGCAGGAUUUCUUCAAGAUGCUGGACCCGGCCAACAUGUGGGAGGGCAAGGUCCGCUGCGAUUUGUUGCAUCCUCAGACGGAGAUUAACGACACCAUUAACGAAUUGGACGAGACCAUCCGUCAUGUUGCUGGUGGAGUAGUGGCUCAAGUGGCUGAGGUUGAAAUGCUCUCUGAAGAGUCGGAGCGCUCAUACGACGCCCUGGAGGGUCACGAACUGGAGGAACUGAAAAUGAUGAAGGAAAAGGUGGCUAAUCUGGAGAAGGAGCGACUUAAUUUGGACCAGGAAAUGGAGGACAUACGCAAUGCUGCUAAGAACAAGCAAAAAUUCAAGAAAAUCGGUAUUUACAAUCGUUCCAAUAUACUGUUGAUUGCCACAGUUCUCAGCAUCGGUGCCGUCUUACUUGCUACCAAAUAUGGCAAUUAUGUACAGCAACUUAUUAAACAAGUCUUCUAAAUGACUGUUCUGUUAAAAGCAUUUACAAAUACAUAAUUGCUUUUUCCAUUA